This is a messenger RNA of Dermacentor albipictus, 3360 nucleotides long. Its product is annotated as gamma-tubulin complex component 3 homolog. The record is from RefSeq and is a predicted model, not a curated record. Gene Ontology annotation, cellular component: equatorial microtubule organizing center; gamma-tubulin complex; centrosome. Gene Ontology annotation, biological process: meiotic cell cycle; mitotic cell cycle; microtubule nucleation. NCBI's taxonomy places the organism in Eukaryota, Metazoa, Arthropoda, Arachnida, Ixodida, Ixodidae. Gene Ontology annotation, molecular function: gamma-tubulin binding; microtubule minus-end binding.
ACUUCAGCCAUUCGGAUCCAAAUUGUCAGUCGUUCCAUGGCUGCGCGCGAAUGCCGUAAAAUCGUAGGUAAAAUGUAGGAAAUGUUUUACGGUUUACGCGGUGUUUAAAACUGCCAGCGGGCACAAUAACUCUGACAUGGCAAGACGUUUCCAGUUUUACCGUUGGCGGCCUAGCGCUUGACAGAGCUGAUGGAAAUGAAUUUACUCGGUGGAGAGCUAGAAAUUGCGAAGCUGUGGCACAGUUUGUGUGUGCAGCUGACUGGACUUCCUGAAGAUUCGGUCCACAGUUUCUACGAGGGUACACUAGCGGCUCUUGGAUGCGCAUUUGAAAGCUUCCAAGAGGAAGAUGAGACGAAAGUGGCAGAGCAGAUCGUCCAGUCUUUUAUAAGAAAACACAAGGAGAAAGAAGCAGUCCGGUUCUCUGACCUGUACCGAAGGCUUCGAUCUCCGGCACUAGAUGGAGUGCUGUCCAGACGACUAUCUCUGCUCAAGCUUCUCCUUACCCUGCAGGAUGUUGGGGAACACCAAGGGACAACACGACCAACCUUGGGAACUUACCAUCUGAGACCUGUCCAGUCCCAGCCUACACCACGCCCCGAGUUCUGGCCUCCUGACGUGGGUCGUGCAGCAGCUGAGGUGACCCAGGAGCUUUCAGCAUCAGCAGGCCGCACCCAAGAGGCCGCGCUUCUGCCAGCGAACUCUCCUUCGUGCAUAGUGUUCGCCGCCAGCGUUCCCGUGAUUGGAACGACCAGUCAUGUUGGGCAGAAGGUUCUGCGGGAUGUGCUGUUCUGUCUGCAGGGUGUCUCCAGCAGCUUGGUGCAGUUUCAUGACUUGCCACUGGGUAGUUUCACUGUUGACCCUGAGUGUCAGCUCUCUGGUCCAAAGCGGCAGAUCGUGCGGAAUCUGGCUGUGCUCGGGCGGCUGCGCAUCCUGGUGGAUGGCUUCUGCCGACCAGAGACGAUGCGACGUGGGCUUCUGUGUGAGGCCUUUGUGGGAGCCUUGCAGGCUGAGAUGGCGGAAUACUACCGGAUACUCGCACUGCUCGACGCUCAGCUGAACCCCUCUGAAGGAAACACCGGCGCUUUGACAUUGCCUCGAGUGGUAAUAUGGAUGAGCAAGUCCAUGACCAGAUAUCGUUUCCUGGGUGACCUCGUGCAAUUGUGUGCAGAGCUCAAGGGUGGCGAAUUAGCCAGCCGACUCCACGGAUGUCUAGCCAAUGGGGAUCCUGAAGUUAGCGCUCUUGCACGCAGACUCCUUAUUGCGGUGCUUCAACCAUGGUACAACAUGCUUUGCCGAUGGAUCCAGACUGGGCAACUUGAAGAUGUCCAUCAUGAGUUCUUCAUUGCCAUGAACUCGAACAUUUCUGUGGAAAGCCUUUGGCACGACAAGUACUACCUGCGCAAAAGUAUGAUGCCGUCAUUCCUCUCUGAAGAACAGGCCCGGAAGAUUCUUUGCACAGGCAAGGCCGUCAAUUUUUUGCAUCAUGUUUGCCAAAAUUUGCCGCAGCAAGCAGACCUGCCUCCACCUCAUGCAGUGGAGUGUCUGUUGGACGGGCAACAAGAGGACUCCUUUCUAGAAUUCCUGGAACAGGCAUACCACACACGCAACUGUCGUGUCCUCUCUGUGUUCAACACUGAGUUCAAGUUCAAGGAGCACCUGCAGGCCUUGCGACAAUUUCUUCUGUUGGGUCAAGGAGACUUUGUCCGCCACCUGAUGGAUGUAUUAGAUGAGCAGCUUAGCCAGCCUGCGCAGCUAUUGCGUGACCACUCCCUGAAGGCAGCCUUGGACGAGGCGGUGCGCACCACCAAUGCACAGUUUGUGGACCCUGAAAUGCUGAAGCGGCUUGAAAUACAACUCCUCGAUAUAAACCCAGGUGACACUGGCUGGGAUGUGUUCAGCCUUUUCUACCGCGUCGAUGGACCCAUCGGCAUGGUAUUCACGCCAUACUGCAUGUCAGUGUACCUGCGUCUCUUCAACCACAUGUGGAGGACCAAGCACAUGGAGUAUGUAGCCACGGCAGCUUGGAUGCAACAGACCAUCGACCUGAAGGUCAAGAACCGCCAACAUGCUACUGAGAGCCGAUGUAUGCUUCACCAGUGCCACAUUCUGCUCUCGGAGAUGAUUCACUUCAUGCAGCAGGUCCAGUACUACAUGGUUUUUGAGGUGAUAGAGUGUGCAUGGGCCGAGCUGGAAUCGCGUGUGGAGCAGGCACAGGACUUGGACCAAGUCAUCCACGCUCAUGACGACUUCUUAGCGGCCCUGAUGACCAGGGCACUGCUUGAGCCAGAGUCACGGGAUAUUCUUUCCCAACUUCGUUCCAUCUUCGACCAAGUGCUUCGCUUCAAAGAAGUGCAGGGGGAGCUGCUUUCCCAGCUGACCAGUGGCACCAGCAGCCUGCGGGCCCAGGCUUCUCUCCGAAUGAUCUCCGACUCCUACCAGCGUCUAGUGCAGGACUUUCUGCUGAGCCUGUCCCGGCAUGACGACACCAACCUUCAAGGACUAGGCUUCCGACUGGACUUCUCGGAGUUUUACAACAGACAGAAUGUACAGCUUCGGACCUCAAUGACUUUCCACAGCCGUCGGCAGUACCAAGGAGUUUGCCAAAGGAGGAUGUCGGAGUUUAGGAUUAAAGGUCCAGUGUCCAGGUUUAGGAGAUGCAACUGCUGCCUACCUGCCAUGCAAUGUUACCACCAGCUGCCAGCACACAGUUAAGGCAUAAGUUCCAUUUUAAACGCCCUUAACCUUUUCAAGUAAUGCCUUCUGAAGAGUAAGCACACAAGAACAUGCCCACUUUGACCUUCAUUUGGAGCUGAAGGUACUGUGAGCAAGAGAUUGCAAUGUUUUGAUGUAGGUGUACACAGUGAACUUUUAUAGCAUGGGUUUAUGUGAAAAAACAUUGACGAUCAGCCGAGCUUUUGUGCUUCUUACAGCGGAGUGAUUGCCUUCUUAGUCUUAAUGUUUAUAAUUGUGCAACAGUCCUAAAUAAAGACCGUAUAAAGCCAACAGGCAAUGGAGCCGAGAAAAGCAUAGGGGUAAUUAGCUGUGGUAGAAAUUUAAAUAUAGAAAAUAAUGAAGAAAAGAGAAAUGAAAAUGAAUGAAAAAGAUAACUUGUUGCCGAUGAGGACUGAGCUCACAACCUUCACAUUACAUAUUACUGGCAACAAGUUAUCUUUCUUGUCCACUUUCAUUUCUCUUUUCUUUAUUAUUUUCUACAUGUAAUUUCUGUCACAGCUAAUUACCCCUAUGCUUUCCUGGGCUUCACUGCCUGUUGACUUUAUACAGUCAUGGUUUAAAAAAAUCUGAGCCCCUCUGUUUCCCUUCUUUGCAUACAGUCCUAAAUAAAAUAAUACCUGUUGCAUA